AUGGAUAGAAGAAGAGAUCCUCGAUAUAAACAGCAAGAACCAGCUCAUCAUUAUGAUGAUCGAUAUAAUGCAACUUAUGAUAAUUAUGAUUACGAAGAGGAUUACGGUAAUCAGUAUGCGAACACAGUUCCACAUCAUCACCAUCCUCAUCCACACGCUCAUCCACAUCAUCCAGAAGAUCAUGGAUAUGAUGAUGAAGACGACCAUUGGGGCAAUCAAAGAGAUCAGCAUGACUUUUAUGAUACCGUACCCGCUACGAAUCUUCCACCCGUGAAGCCAAUGGGUCCUCCCAAAAAUCUUGCUCGUGUUCAAAUUUCCACUUCAAUGGCACCAAUGGAACCAGAAAAUGUGGCGAUUCCACAGGCUCCGCCCCCACCAAGAUUCGGUCCAACUGGUGGGUACAACAAUAAUAAUGAUAGAAAGACUCCAGUCUCAAAAUAUGGAAAUAUGGCAACAACUGAUUUGAAGAAUAGAAGAGAAACUUCUGAUGUUCAUAUUCGAUUUGACCCUGCAGCGAAACGAGAUUUCCCACCAAAGCAGACAGCAUUUAUUGAUGGAUUCAGAAAUGGAGACACUUCUGUUCCAGCUGGAAAGAAAAAAGAAACUGGAGGUCAAACUACAAAUACAAUCCGCUCAAUUAUCAAUAAUUUGAAAAGUGGAGGAACGGAGAAACAAGAAGACACGAUUCCACGUAGUCGUGUCUCCACAAAUCCAUUCAUGAGAGCCAAUCAACAACAGCAGCAACAACAACAACAUCUACAUUCACAGAAUCAUAAUACAUCUCGUUUUGAGGCUAAAAACACUUCCAAAAAUGUAGCAGAAGUUGUUGAGAAGAUGAAUAAUGGAGACUGGCCUAUUCAAAUUGAAGAUGAAGAAUCUAUUACUCCUCCAUUGGAUCCGAAACGUGGACAUCAACAACAAUCAGACAAAGCACGUCAAUGGGAAACUCUUCAUCGAAAGAAAGAUGAAAAAAGAAGUAUUCUGGAAGACAUUCCUCAUCUGACAGGAACUCCGCCAGCACCUCCACUUCCAGUUCAACAGCCACCUCCUUCUUCUCAAAUACCUCAGAAACAACAACAUCCACAGAUGCAAAAACAACAAAGUAGAGAAGAAAAUGAUAAAAUGUCAGAUAAAAGUCACGAAGAAGAGCAUACAAGUGUUUCAACGGACUCUGCUCUCUGCUCUGAAAGUUCGGAAAUUCGUGGACCAUCUCCAUACAAGCUUCCAUUUGAUUCACAGAAACCUGGAGAAUUGGCCGAGGAAGCUGAGAAACUUCUGUUUUAUUUCAAAACUCAUAAGGAAGUUUUGAAUUAUUUGGGAAUCGGAUUGACAGAUCGACUGUGGAAACAUAUUCAAAAACUUCCGAAUUUCGAGACAUCAAUCCGUGUUUUUAAGAAACAAGAAGAGAUAUCUGCAUCCAAACCCCCUCCAGCUCCACCAAUCAAUCAAAUCAUUGCUCCCCCCUCUACCGUAUCUUCAAAUGUUCCUCCUGCUCCAAAAAUUACUAUAAGUCAAUCAUUUGCUCCACAAGAUCGAAAGAGCCCCAUCGGACACUCUCACAAUCGCAGUGUUUCCCAGAAUGAAGAGCUGUCUCCUCAACCGAAUGGUUUCGGGAAUGAUGAGAGCAGAUUCACCAAAAAUCUAGAGAGUUCUACUGGAAAUAACAGAGGAGACAGAUCAAACAAUGGUGGAAGAUUCGUGAAGAAAUCAGCAGCUGCCCUGAUUGCAAAGAAACAAGGAAUGCAAUCGGAGGAUCCGAAUUCUGCGACUGAAAUAAUCGAUCCUCGAAUUGCUGAAGAAAUCAAAAAUCUACGCGACCGAGAAGAAGAACUAAAAAGAAGUCGUUCUGAGCUGGCACUUGUCACUAGUCCGCCUCCAAGUUCAUAUCAAAUGAGUCCAAAGAAAACAAGUCCAGGAAGCAAUAUGAGAAGUGCUCAGUCAUACGAUCAUUUGGAUAACUCGAUUCGUUCACCAAUCGAAAGAUCUCAUUCUUCUCAUAAUGUAUAUCAUAUGAAAAAUGCAAUGAAUGGCGGAGACUCUUCCCCAUAUCAUCUUGGAGGUGCGUAUGGAAAUGCGAAUUAUGGAUCAAUGCCAAGAGCACAGCAUAGAAAAGAAGGAUCGUAUCACCCUCAAAUGCAUGAACAUCGAACCCAUGACGGUGGAUAUCGGCAAUCUCGAAACGGCGAAUUUUUUCGUCAGACACCAGCCGCUUCUGAGACGACGAACGCCGGUUGGCAGAAAUCCGCUGCGUCUUUCGAAACGAAGCCUUCCGUCGCAAUUCAUUCAGGCCUACAGCUUCCAACCGCCAACAUUUCAAUUUCAUCUUAUCAGCAAAGAUCCAGCGACAAGUAUCAGAAUCCCAAGUCAAUGUACGGUACAAAACAACACGACGCGCAUCGUAAAAUUGGGCUCUAG
Messenger RNA from Caenorhabditis remanei, 2415 nucleotides. RefSeq lists its product as uncharacterized. The transcript has 9 exons. Lineage: Eukaryota; Metazoa; Nematoda; Chromadorea; Rhabditida; Rhabditidae. The record is from RefSeq and is a predicted model, not a curated record. The coding region runs from base 1 to 2415 and encodes 804 amino acids.